This is a messenger RNA of Physella acuta, 693 nucleotides long. RefSeq names its product COP9 signalosome complex subunit 5-like. NCBI's taxonomy places the organism in Eukaryota, Metazoa, Mollusca, Gastropoda, Physidae. Gene Ontology annotation, molecular function: protein binding; metallopeptidase activity. The record is from RefSeq and is a predicted model, not a curated record.
AUGGUAAUGCAUGCCCGAUCGGGCGGUAACCUUGAAGUCAUGGGUCUUCUGUUAGGGAAAGUUGAUGGGAACACCAUGAUUGUUAUGGAUGGAGUGGCAUUGCCAGUAGAAGGCACAGAGACAAGGGUCAAUGCUCAAGCCCAGGCUUAUGAGUACAUGGCUGCAUACACUGAGGCUGCUAAACAGGUGAAACGCUUAGAAAAUGCCAUAGGCUGGUACCACAGUCAUCCAGGAUAUGGUUGCUGGUUAUCUGGCAUUGAUGUGUCAACACAGAUGCUUAAUCAACAGUUCCAGGAACCUUUUGUCGCUAUUGUGAUAGAUCCAGUGCGAACUAUAUCUGCAGGAAAAGUUAACAUUGGUGCAUUUAGAACCCCAAAGGGAUAUAAACCACCAGAUGAACACCCCUCAGAAUAUCAGUCCAUUCCUCUCAACAAAAUUGAAGACUUUGGUGUCCAUUGUAAAGCUUAUUACCCAUUAGAAAUGUCUUACUUCAAAUCAUCCAUGGAUCGGAGACUGCUUGAAUCUUUGUGGAAUAAAUACUGGGUCAAUACCCUGAGCUCAUCUAGCCUUCUUACAAAUGCUGAUUACACAACAGGAAUGAUAUUUGAUUUGUCAGACAAGCUAGAACAGUCUGAAUCACAGCUGGGUCGUGGCGGUCUCAUAGGCACUGAUGCACAGGAUCAGAGGCUUUAA